Molecule: messenger RNA, 1302 nt
Organism: Eremomyces bilateralis CBS 781.70
Lineage: Eukaryota; Fungi; Ascomycota; Dothideomycetes; Eremomycetales; Eremomycetaceae
Product: AAA-domain-containing protein
Exons: 4
Biological process (GO): reciprocal meiotic recombination; meiotic recombination checkpoint signaling
Cellular component (GO): chromosome; nucleus
Molecular function (GO): ATP binding; ATP hydrolysis activity
Source: RefSeq, a predicted model, not a curated record
AUUCGAGAAGAACUCACGCAAUGGAUCAAAGAGAAGUUCCUCAACUUGAAGAUCGACCAGUCGAUUGUUACGCAUGAUCACUAUUACAAUUCAUCAUGCAUCGAAUCCAUCAAAGUAGUGGAUGUCUCCGGCGAACCGAGCCCGCACGGCAUCUUCCAGUUGAAAGAUGUCAUCCUGGACGUACAGGCAUACAGAAUGCACCAGAACGACCAAUCCGAACCUCUUGUGGCCGACGAGCCUGAGGAUGGUAACUCGCAGUCAACGUCUGUUCAGAUCCUCCCUCAUCGAUCGUGCAUGGAGACCUGGGACAGCCUUGUAUUUGAAGAUCUGGUCCACAAGCAGAUGCUUCGAUAUCUCACACGGAUGAUCAGCCUAACCAAGAACCCGAAAAUGAACCUCUCCGCGAUCAACUGGAACCGGAUCGUCCUAUUCCAUGGCGCCCCGGGUUGCGGCAAAUCCAGCCUCUGUCGCGCCCUUGCGCACAAGCUCACCAUCCGCCUGGGCAAGCUCUUCGCGCAAGGAAAGCUGAUUGAAGUCCAUUCGCAGUGUCUGAUCAGUAAAUGGUUUGGGGAAAGCGGCCGCCUGGUCGCCAAGCUCUUCGAACAGAUCGAGGAAGUGGCGCGAGAAGACGAAAGCACGCUCGUUUGUGUCCUGAUUGACGAGGUGGAGAGCAUUGCCGGCCGGCGGGAGAGAUCCGUUGCUGGUAACGAAGCCGUCGAUUCUCUGAGGGCCACAAAUCAACUACUGACAGCACUCGACCGAUUGAAGACGAGAACAAACAUACUAAUCAUGUGUACAAGCAAUAUUGUGUCCGCACUAGAUCGCGCAUUCCUCGACCGAGUUGAUGACAUCCAACACAUCAAAAGUCCAUCCAAGAACGUCGCCUACGAAAUCUUCCGGUCCUGCCUCACCGAGCUCGUCCGCUGCGGCAUCUUUACCCCCGACGCAUCAUCUACGACCGCCUCCCCCACAUCUCUGUCCUCCGACCAAUCCGAAUGGGAACUGGUUCAAGGCAUGUCCCUGGCGCGACUCGAGGAGGUGCGGAUGGAAAUCUGGAACCAGCCGGUCCCUCCCGCGUACGCGCAUCCGUCCAAACGCUUGUGGGAAAUCGCGCAGAAGUGCGAGGGGUGGAGCGGCCGGACGCUACGUAGGCUGCCCAUUCGUGCGUUGGCGAAGUACACGUAUGGGGAUUGCUCGAUCGAUGAUGCGCUGGAUGCGAUGGCCAUGCUGGUGGAUGAGAGAAUGGAAGAAUCGGAUAUGGGAACUGUGGCUGAUGCGCCGGCGAUGGAGAAUAGCGGAUGA